This is a messenger RNA of Octopus sinensis (East Asian common octopus), 469 nucleotides long. RefSeq lists its product as uncharacterized. The transcript is spliced from 3 exons. The record is from RefSeq and is a predicted model, not a curated record. Lineage: Eukaryota; Metazoa; Mollusca; Cephalopoda; Octopoda; Octopodidae. The coding region runs from base 9 to 449 and encodes 146 amino acids.
UUCGUUAAAUGAAUUCGCGAAAAAUUGAAAUUUCUUCAGAUACUAAUACCUUCGAUUUAACAGCUGAAGAGAAAAUUUAUGAUCUUGAAAAUAAAUGCAAUCAAAUUGCAUCCAUAGCUCAUGAUAUCAAUUCUUUCGUAAAGAAAAGUGCCGAAAAGAUCAACGUAAUCGAAGAAAACACCGAAAUUUGUAAUCAAAAUAUAAAACAGGGAAGAAGAGAAUUACAUAAAGCGUCUUUAUUAAAAGCUUCGGGAGCUACAGUCACUGGGGGUUUUAUUGGUGCGGCAGUCGGUGGACCUGUUGGGUGUCUUAUUGGACUAAAAUUGGGGACUUUUAUUGGAGCAGUUUCAGGCACUGCAAUUCUUGCUGCUGGACUGAAAACGGGAAUUUGGAUUUCGAAACGAAAGCGUAAAAUACUCAGCGAUAAUUAUUCGGAAAAUAACAAAUAAUCAUUUUUUAUAUACUAUAU